Pteropus alecto (black flying fox) is the source of this 7404-nucleotide messenger RNA. RefSeq names its product fem-1 homolog A (gene FEM1A). The coding region runs from base 300 to 2294 and encodes 664 amino acids. Gene Ontology annotation, molecular function: protein binding. The transcript has a single exon. Lineage: Eukaryota; Metazoa; Chordata; Mammalia; Chiroptera; Pteropodidae. The record is from RefSeq and is a predicted model, not a curated record.
ACGCUACAAGAUUCCCCGAGUGUAGCCCGUGAGCUCUUGGGAGAUGUAGUCUUCAAACCUCACAGCCUCUUCUCUAUCUUGCGGAGUGGGCAGGCUCAGAGGACUACAUCUCCCUGCGCGCUUCCAUUAGCCAAAGGGCGCCAGGCUGCGGCAGCCAUUUCGUUCCGCCCGAGGAGCCUCUAAGAUGGCGGCGGGGGGAACGGUGAAGGUUGCUGCCUACCCCUCGGGGCUCUAGUCCGCCGUCUCGCCAUCCUCCUGUAUCCUGGCGGCCGGCCCAUGGCCUGGUGGAGGCCCCGAUCAUGGACCUCCGCACCGCCGUGUACAACGCCGCCCGCGACGGCAAGCUUCAGCUGCUUCAAAAGCUGCUUAGCGGCCGGAGCCGGGAGGAGCUGGAUGAGCUGACGGGCGAGGUGGCCGGCGGGGGGACGCCGCUGCUCAUUGCCGCCCGCUACGGCCACCUGGAUGUGGUCGAGUACCUGGUGGAUCGGUGCGGCGCGAGCGUGGAGGCGGGCGGCUCGGUGCACUUCGACGGCGAGACCAUCGAGGGCGCGCCGCCGCUGUGGGCCGCCUCGGCCGCCGGCCACCUGGACGUGGUGCGGAGCCUGCUGCGCCGCGGGGCCUCGGUGAACCGCACCACGCGCACCAACUCCACGCCCCUGCGCGCCGCCUGCUUCGACGGGCACCUGGAGGUGGUGCGCUACCUGGUGGGCGAGCACCAGGCCGACCUGGAGGUGGCCAACCGCCACGGGCACACGUGCCUCAUGAUCUCCUGUUACAAGGGCCACCGUGAGAUCGCCCGCUACCUGCUGGAGCAGGGCGCCCAGGUGAACCGGCGCAGCGCCAAGGGCAACACGGCCCUGCACGACUGCGCCGAGUCCGGCAGCCUGGAAAUCCUGCAGCUGCUGCUCGGGUGCAAAGCCCGCAUGGAACGCGACGGCUACGGCAUGACCCCGCUGCUGGCGGCCAGCGUGACCGGCCACACCAACAUCGUGGAGUACCUCAUCCAGGAGCAGCCUGCCGGGGAGGAGGCGCGGCCAGCGCUGGCGGGAGAAGGCCCCGCCACCGGCCCGGGAUGCGUGCAGCCCCAGGGGGCCAGCUGCUGCACCUCCUCCCCGGAGGAAGCGCUCAGUGGCGAAGUUUAUGAGAGCUGCUGCCCCACCAGCCGGGAAGCUGCCGUGGAAGCCUUGGAAUUGUUGGGAGCCACAUACGUGGAUAAGAAGCGGGACCUGCUCGGGGCCCUGAAACACUGGAGGCGGGCUAUGGAGCUUCGUCACCAGGGGGGCGCGUAUCUGCCCAAACCCGAACCCCCGCAGCUGGUCCUGGCCUACGACUACUCCAGGGAGGUGAACACCGCCGAAGAAUUGGAGGCGCUCAUAACCGACCCGGACGAGAUGCGCAUGCAGGCCCUGUUGAUCCGAGAGCGCAUCCUGGGUCCCUCUCACCCAGACACUUCCUAUUACAUCCGUUACAGGGGCGCGGUGUACGCCGACUCGGGCAACUUCGAGCGCUGCAUCCGCCUGUGGAAGUACGCCCUGGACAUGCAGCAGAACAAUCUGGAGCCGCUGAGUCCCAUGACCGCCAGUAGCUUCCUCUCCUUUGCGGAACUCUUCUCUUACGUUCUUCAGGACCGGGCAGCCAAGGGCAGCCUGGGCACGCAGAUAGGCUUUGCAGACCUCAUGGGGGUGCUCUGCAAAGGGGUCCGGGAGGUGGAGCGGGCCCUGCAGCUGCCCAAGGAGCCCGGGGACUCGGCCCAGUUCACCAAGGCCCUGGCCAUCAUCCUCCACCUGCUCUACCUGUUGGAGAAGGUGGAGUGCACGCCGGACCAGGAGCAUCUGAAGCACCAGACCGUGUACCGGCUGCUGAAGUGUGCCCCCCGGGGCAAGAACGGCUUCACCCCCCUGCACAUGGCUGUGGACAAGGAAACCACGAACGUGGGCCGCUACCCGGUGGGCCGGUUCCCCUCCCUCCAGGUGGUCAGGGUGCUGCUCGACUGCGGGGCCGACCCAGACAGCCGGGACUUUGACAACAACACCCCGCUGCACGUCGCGGCCCAGAACAGCUGCCCGGGGAUCAUGAACACCCUGAUCGAAGCCGGCGCCCACAUGGACGCCACCAACGCCUUCAAGAAAACGGCCUACGAGCUGCUGGAUGAGAAGCUGCUGGCCAAGAGCACCAUCCAGCCCUUCAAUUACGUCACCCUGCAGUGCCUUGCAGCCCGCGCCCUGGACAAGAACAAGGUCCCCUACAAGGGCUUCAUCCCCGAGGAGCUGGAGGCUUUCAUCGAGCUGCACUAACGGGGUUCCUAGAGGGGGAAGCCGGGAGAGGUGUAGGCCACGCCUGACCUUGCCCUCUCGUGAGCGCCUCCAGUGGCAGGAAACGGGAGAAGGGCUGUCCCGCCUCCGCGGGGAGAGCGGAGGGCGUCAGCGUUGGUGCUGGAAGCCUUCAGGGUCGCGAGCUCGGAGAUCCUCUUCCUCCAGGAGCGCAGCCAUCCUCAACUGGGACGAGACGCAUGGCCGUCCACACGUCCCCCGCGCCUGGGUCUCGGGAGAUCGCGCCUUCCUCCCGAGAGGCAGAGGGAUUGACGCCAUUGCCUCCCUCCCCGCGAGAAACGGAGAGAAGCUGAGUCGGUCGGCCGUGGCCGGGGAGCCCCAGCCGCCUAGCGCCGUUGGACUGGGGCCCCCCCACCCCGAGGCGGAGAGGCGGAGCCCCAAGAGGCCAGUCCUCCUCCCGCCUCCAGCAGGGGGCGCCCCGCUCGCUCUGACCCCCGCGGUGGGAGCCGGCAGGGCGCUGCCCAGGGCAGCCUGCCGGCGGCGUGGCUUUCAGCUGGUGUGGUGUGCAGUUUAUUUAGUAGGCGGGCAGGUUAGGCAUCGCACGGAAGUCCUGAGGUUCUGCUGCCAUUUUUUUUUUUUUCCUCAGAAUUUGAACUUUUCUUUAAGACUUGAUAAGUCGAUUUCACGCACCGAGGGUCUCAUUGUGCCCGCGCUGGGUGAGGAAGGUAGAGCGUGGUGUCGGUCCCCAGAACGCGGGUGACUGUGCUCUUCUUAAAACUUCCCUCGUUUGCCUUUUGGGCCUCGGGUAUGGCCAUCGUCAUCAGAGAAGUAUUUUUUUAAACGAGGUGCAGGCCAGACGCCCAAGAAGCUGAGCCUGAGCCGUGGGUUUUCCCGAGGGAGAACCGGCAGGGUCGGUCUGAGGCUUGGGCUUCUCGGGUCCUGGGUUAGACCCGCAGGCCGCUUCAGCCCCGUCGCUCACGCACAGGGGUUUCGUUGCGGGCAGCCACCCCUCCAGCUGCUCAGGGACCACACUCGGGUCUUCCUGAGAAAACCGCAAGUGCGGCCACGUGAGACGCUGAGUGCUGGGAGCUGGGGUCACGCAAGAGUCGCGGCUCCCCAUCACUCGGGGCGAAAAGUGCCUCCACGAGAGCCUGGCGUGGGGAGCCUCGCCUCGGGCCGGGGCUGCGUGCGCCCCGCAGGCCGGAGGGGGCUCUUCUCAGCCUGUUGGGAGAGCAGUUACUAGCAGAAGGGGACAGGCUCAGAAGGUCACACUCAGGAGAGCGGCGUCCGCGUCCCACGCCUCUCUCGAAGCCUUGUCGGGUGGCGGCUGCGUGGAGGCCUUCGGGAGCCGCGGCGGCGCCCUGGGCGCUCCGCCCCCCGAGGAAACGGCCCGCGUGGGUUUGCAGUGCUAGGUAGGGUGUUUCUCAUUGACAGGGCCAGGUUGUACCUUCCGUCGGGGCGGGAUUCGCGCUACUGUCCCGCAGCACGGAAUAAAGUGAGGCCGCUGAAACCGCGAGUCCUGGCGCUGAUGUUUAGGUCAUUAAAAACACGACCCUCGAAGAGAAGCACCCGACAGGUUCUGGGGCAGCAGGGGGGGCGGGGCGGGAGAGGUGGGUAACCGAGAGCGAGAGGCCGUGGCGCCCACGGUGGACGCAGAGGACCCGCCCAGGGCCGCCGUCUGGGACGACAGGCGUUUGUCUUUACGUGCCGGAGCUCUGUGUAAGAUUUCAUUCAGAAAUCGCGUGUCACUACAUGCAAAAGCAAAAGCCACCGACUUAGUCCAGACUCCACUUCGCGGUAAGGUCGCCCCAGAGAAGACGGUGCCUCGGCCCUUCUGAAGGGCGAGGAGGGCCUGAGAAAACAGGAAGGCCCCGGACUCGGGGAGGCCCAUUGCCGGGGCCGGUGCACGGCUCCCCCAGGAGGUCUGUCCGUGAACUUCGUGGGUUUCCUGGAGCUGGUUCCGCCUUAGGAAGAAAGUCUCCCCUCACCUCCCCACCUCCCUCCCACACUUUUUUCUCCCGCCACCUCACUGGUCAGAUUCCGGUUUUCUGCACCCCAGCACAACCAGACCCCUCCCCGGGAAGCACUGCCCUGAUAGCCGCUCGCUGAGCCUUCCCUGAGCACCUGCUGUGUGCGCGGUGAGUUCUGGGCCCCUUGGGGGCAAGGACUGAGCUGUUUGUUACUCCCGAGGUCGUGGAUCUCGCUGCAUCCUCGCCUCCUGCGGCAUUGCAGGAGGCUGCGCUGCGGUGACGUUUCACGUCCAGCAGCGCGUCGCGCUGGAGGGUUCACAGUGUCCUGGUCCCACUGGGGGUCAGUGGCUCUCGAUGGGCGCCGCCCCUGAGCUGCCGCGCGCGCUCGCCCUCCCUGAAGGAGCAGAUUGCAAAUUGGCAGGUGCUCGCGAGCCCUGUCCUCUCAGGAGACCCGUGACACUAGCAAAGCAUUCGUCGAGCCCCGACUGUGCCGGCGCCAUCCGGUGUCCCUAAGCGGGCACCCCGUACCCGGCAUGUCAAGCAGGCGGCGUCAUCCGCUUUUGCAGGCGGUGGGGGAAACGGGCUCGCCGAGGAGGAAAGCCGAUCUGUGCCAAGUGCUCGCUUUACAAGCUCAGACCCGAGAGUCGUGACUUGGGCCUUAGACCCCCUAGUGAAAGCCACCCUAAAGCUUGGGCAGGUCUCAGGUGACGGUUUCUCCAGCAGGUCGGACCAUUGGGAAUGACCUGGUUCCUCCAGGGGUCCUGAUACUGCAGGCCACAGGAUGGGAGGCGUCUUCCUGCCCCCAGAGUCCUGAGGUACACUGGGUUUGGAGCCGUCAGCCAAGGGCGGGGCAGAAGGAGGAGCCCACCUCCCUGAAACAUCUGUACCCCAUGUAAAGGUGGGCUUGCGUAAAAUGGAACAGAUGCCGUCAAGGAUGGCAAAAGCAAAAAAUAUCCUCCACGAUGAUAAAAUCGUUACCUCCUAUUUACCAGAGAAAAGACUGACCAAGCGACCUGCUCAAGCACGCGCAGCCAGGAUGGUGACCCAUGUCACAGAGUUGAGCAAACAGGUUUUCUCAGCCAGGGAGCAUCUGGGUGGAGGGUGUCAGGAAGUACGCAGCUCACCCCAUCGGUGGGACUUCCUCCCCACCCCCCCGUCACUUCCCACCCCGCUUCCUGCCUCCACAGAACUGAAGCCAGGGCCUGAAGCUCUGCCAUUUGCUCAUCGAUUUAGUGCCUUUCUCAGACCUUUCAGACCCGUGAGAGUCUGUCUCAGUCGCUGCCGUGUCCUCAUCACCCAUGUGUUGAGCGAGUGACAAACAAAUAGAUGUAAGUCUCGUCUCCUGGCGUUCCAGCCCUCCUUGGACUGCUCGGGCAGAGCAAGGGACAGAGAGCGGGCCCUGAUGGCUCGGCCACGUGCAGAGCCCGCUGCCCCCACAGGAUUCCAGCACUGUCAUCUGAGCAGUGUUUACAGGGAGGGGAGCGGAGUGUCCCAGCCAGAGGUUAAAGAUAGCACAGCUCUGAAUCACGUCGCAGGCCAGAAAAGUGAGGCGAGCGGCCCCUGGGACCAGCACCGCUGGCGCAGCGGGGAGUAAGCCCGUGUCCCUGGAGACAUGACAGGCAGGGGCGGGGGUUCCCGUGGGAGAUUCCGAUAGGACCGGACAGAAGGUGGUUCCAUCAAGUGGUUGCCACACGUGUCAGGCGGGCCCCAACCCAGAUGUGGGCAGCACCACCCCUCCUGCGUGACCGGACCUUCCGUCCCAUCCCCCCAGCAUCUGUUUCUCACGGGUCACAGGAGAGACGUUGAACCUAGGCGUUGAAGAAGACACUUGAGACCCCCCAGUGCAACCCUCUCCCCCUGCCCUAUGCCCUAAUAUCCUCUACUAAAAGCCCACAGAGCAAUGAUCAUGAUAAAAUGUCACCUCCUUCGUGAAGCCCUUCUAGAUAAUCAGAAGUUCAGCCCCAGUGAUUCCACAUCACAUCCCGCUUGUGUAUUUCCAUCUCAACCCUUAGAACCUUAACCUGCGUAAUCAUCUUUUUCUUCACACGCUUCUUUUGGUCAUGGUGUCCCUUGCCUAGGAUGUCAACCACACCAGCUCAUUCUCUGCUGUGUUGCCAGUGCCUAAAAGAAGGCCUGAUACAAAAUGGCUCUCUAAGCAUUUGUGGAAUGAAUACCCUGGCUCCUGAGGAGAGCGAGGAGGCCCGCGUGGCCAGGUCACAGUGAGCAAGGGAGAGUAGGAGGUCGGGGAUUCAGGCAGAUAGUGCCGGGCCUUGGGACCUUGGUGAACUGUUUGGGUUUUAACCUUAUGGAGGUGGGCAGCUGUGGCAGUUUCAAGCCAAGGAGAGGAGUGACCUGAUUCAAGCUUUGAGACCACUCUGGUCAAGGCUGGAGGAAUGGAUUGCAGGGGCGGGUCUGGAGACCAGGGGUUUGGGGAGGCUGUGCAGGUGUCCCAGUGAGCGUUGGCGGGAAAGGGGCUGGACCGAGUCAAGCCACAGGUAGGGGGAAGCGGACAGAUGCCAGAUCUGCUUUGGAGGUGGGCUGGCGAGAGCUGUUGAUGCUUUGGGUUGAAGAAUGAGCAUCGAGAGGAAGAAACACAUGGACUCCUAGGUUUUGAGCCAGAGCCAGUAGGUGGAUGGAUGGUGGGGCCGUUUAGCGGGCUGGAGAGAAAUGGGAGCCAAGUUCUGGACUUGAGGUGGCUGUAGGGCCUCGUGGGAGCCCCACCGUAGCUGUCUCACUCUGUACACCCAGAGCCCAGGAAAGUGCCUAACACGUAGUAGGUGCUCAGUCAGUAUUUGUUGACUAAUAGAAGGCUCGCAGUCCCAGGGAAGAUAGGCCUCUGAGUUGCUGAGUUGGCUUAGUGUUGACUUCUAAAGGACCUCAAACUCAGAUGUCACUCAGGGCUGGUAGGUAACAGGCAGGUGGGCAGCUGUGACCUAGCUUCAGUCAAAUCACAAAGAAAACUCUAGAAGAUGUUUUGAAGUGAGCACAAAAUAACAUGAAAAUGUGUAGGAUGCAGCUAAAGCAGUGAUAGAAAUAUGUAGUUUUAAAUGUUUAGAAAAGAGGAAAAAUAGAGAAUGAAUGACCUAAGGCAGGAGUCUACAAACUACGGCCUGUGGGCCAAAUCCAGCCUCAUUUUUGUAAAUAAAGUUUUAUUGGAACCAAAA